UCAUGUUAUAACAGAAUGUCAAGUUCAAUAUGUGGUUAAAAACCCAUUUGAAAUUUGCCAAGAAAAAAGCAUAAUUGGCAGAAAGAGAAGAAGAUGGCAUGUUUACUUGAAUGAGAUUGACUUUAUAACUGCUGAUUUUGUAGUCCUCUCAGCGGGAGUUUUGGGCACAACUGAGAUACUUUUCCAGUCAAAAAUGAGAGGAUUGAAACUUUCAGAUGCACUUGGGUCUGGAUUCAGCUGUAAUGGGAAUACUGUGGCUUAUCUUGCUGGAAGCCCAGCACCCUUGACUGCUUACGGAUUAAACCGAAAGCAACUCUCAAACAUACCUUUUCAAGAACGGCCAGGGCCAUCCAUCUCUUCAUCUUAUACAUCUUCAUUAGGAUUCACAAUCCAGAGUGCUGUACUUCCAACGGCUUAUCCUUACCUGAUGUUCAAAGGGAUCACAACUUACGGUUGGCCAACUGGAUCCUGGUUCUUUCAUGGGAUAAUUGACAAGGUAAAACACAUUACAGGUUUUAAAGCAAGCCAAGCAAUGAUUCUUAAUGCAAUGGGAUAUGAUGACAGUGAUGGGAAAAUAACAUUUGAUAAGGACAUGAAUAGAAUCUGCUUUAGUCCACCUCACGAUCCUUUACUCCCAAGGAAAAUUAAUGCCUUUCAGAAGCUCACUAAGAAAUUAGGAGGAAUACUCUUCAUGUCAAGGUACCGAAGCACAUCAGUUCAUCUUUUAGGUGGGUGCAAUGCAUCGUCCGAUCGUUUAUGUGGUGUUUGUAAUCCGAGUGGUCAGGUUUUUGACGCAGAAGGUACCGCCACUGUUCACGCCGGCCUCUAUGUCUGUGAUGCUUCUUUAAUCCCUUGUUCUGUUGGCAUAAACCCAUCUCUUACUAUUGCCACUGUGGCCGAGUACGUAAGUAGACACCUUGUGAGGGAUGUUCUCAAGUACAAGAGCAAUAACGGUAUUGAAAUUCCUGUUAAAAUUGUUCAUCAAGACCCACAUUCCAUCAUUGAUAAGAAUAUGAAGACUGACUGGACAUCAAUGGUCACUUUUAAUGAAACCAUGGAGGGUUAUGUAGGGGGUAUGCCAUGCACAGCUUAUCUAAAAGUGAAGAUAAACUCUCAAGAUCAGAAGAGCUCGGGUGAGUGGAAAUGGGGUAUCAGAGAAUGUCAUCCUCUUUUAAGAGGCAAAGUUGGUGGAUAUGUGGAAUUUAGAGCCAUUGAGAAGGAUAAAUUACAUGUUAUAGAUGGGAAAAUAAAUUUGUGUGAAGUAGAAUGCAAAACUCCUUACACACAGUGUAUGCAUUAUCAUCUUCUCCUUGCAGCUUCCUCUGGUUCAAGGUAUCAUGAGAAGGUUUAA
Messenger RNA from Alnus glutinosa, 1351 nucleotides. RefSeq lists its product as uncharacterized. Lineage: Eukaryota; Viridiplantae; Streptophyta; Magnoliopsida; Fagales; Betulaceae. Gene Ontology annotation, molecular function: oxidoreductase activity, acting on CH-OH group of donors. The coding region runs from base 194 to 1351 and encodes 385 amino acids. The record is from RefSeq and is a predicted model, not a curated record. The transcript has 3 exons.